Messenger RNA from Impatiens glandulifera, 2346 nucleotides. RefSeq names its product calponin homology domain-containing protein DDB_G0272472-like. Lineage: Eukaryota; Viridiplantae; Streptophyta; Magnoliopsida; Ericales; Balsaminaceae. The transcript is spliced from 4 exons. The coding region runs from base 1 to 2346 and encodes 781 amino acids. The record is from RefSeq and is a predicted model, not a curated record.
AUGUCUCAGUUCCCCAACAUCCUCCAGGUUGAUUUUCAAUCCUGUUCAAACAUAGAGCACUAUGAGGUGUAUAAGAUAAUCAAAUCUCUGGAGGAAACCGGUCUUCGGUACUUCCUAGACGACAAACACACCAUCUAUCCUGAAUCCAUUCUGGAGUUCUUCUAUCACGCAAGGGUGUUCAGAGGGACCCCCCACUUUGAAACUCACAUUCAAUCUAAAGUGGGAGGUAUCGUCUUUGAUUUCACCGAGAGGGACUUCGCGCGGUGCUUUAGCCUGCCAAAGCACGGGUUGAUAGAUCUAGAAGUUCCAGCCGACAUAAAGGCUGAGAUCUCCAUCGCCUUCGCAUGGUCUGACGAACCGGUUGAGGAUCACGGUACAAAAUCGCACUUGAGAGCUGAAUAUCAGCUUCUCAAUGAUGUGAUCGGUGGCCGAAAGAAGAAAGCCGACAAGAAAACGGCCCCAGCCAAAGCAAAGGAAGAAAGCAAAGGAAAAGAGAAAGUAACUUUCUCGGAACCGCCGCAGCAGACGGAGGAUGAAGAGUCGGCUUCCCACUCUGAAAGAACCGAUACAGAGAAGACCGAGGACGAAAGAUCGGUCAAUGAGGACGAGCAUUCGGCCCAGAGCCCCGAUAAUACCGGUCCUGACGCCAAUCCUGAGACCACCGAGGGUGGUGAAGAAGGUGAUAAAGAAGCCGAUGAUGAAGGCGGCGACAAAGACAAGGAGGAGGCCGAAGAAGCAGAGGCCGAUAGGAUAUCUCUGAAACUCCUUCAGGGCGCCAAAAAGCGAGCCGAGUCGAUUGAGGAGUUAUACCUGGAAUGGCACGAGCACCGGUUCGGCACACCAUAUAGGGAAAUCCUACCGGGCCACACAGACUUGGAAUGCAUCCAAAGACUAGAGGAAGUGGAGGACUUGAUCAUAAAUCUCACAAAAUCCAACACAAUUCAAGAGGUAUUACACCGAACCUGCCUCUUAAAACCAAAGGUCCAACUACGGAAGCUAACCACACGCAUCCGGAAAAUUACGGAGGAGUUCGAAGCGGUGGGACCGGAAGACACCUUAACACCGCGGGUGUUAGAAAGGCUUGAAAAAGCCAAAGGAGACCUCAUUCAAGAAAUUGACCGGCUAGAAGCAAUAUGCAGUCAAAGAAAAAUACUGGUCUAUACUACUCCCCGGAUCGAAACGAGUCUGGAUCACUGUCCAACACCUCCAAGGGAGAAUGCGGCAUCAAAAGAAUCCGAUGAAAAAGCGGAUCCCAAUCUCACCGGGAAAUCCCCUCCUCCACAACCGGAAGUCUCCAAAUCAGACUUCACAAAGGAAUGGGUUGAGGGCCGUCUCCAAAGGCUUGAAGUCUCAACAAAAGAACGGAUUGAUAGCCGUAUUCAAGAGUUUGAAGACUCCGCGGUUCAGCCAUUCAAGGAGAGAUUCCGAAGAAUCGUUGGCUCGGCACUCAAGUUCGCCGAUACCACAAGGUAUCUUUUGAACAGAACUCAGGACCGGCUCUCAGAAAUCGACGAAGAUCAACAGGAAGAGGCGGCUCUGCGCAGUAAAUAUUUUAAGCGAACCGCAAUUUUGGAGGAUAUGACCUCCGAGUUAAAGGAAGACUUCGGUCGGCUUGAAAGAGAGACCGACCAACGAUUGGCGGAAGUUGCUGGGGACGUGGUCAGCACAACACUCGGACGGGUCUCCGAACUCGAGAAGAAAAAUGAGGGUCUCGAGGCCGAACUGAAGGCGCUUUCCGAACAAGUUGCCGAACUGCUGAGGGUUAAAAUGAACGCGGACGCCGCGGUUGUAGAGGCUGAUGCCCAAGCGGCUAAGAGGGUCCAGGAUGCGCUGGACGCCGAAGCAGGUAAAGAGAAGGAGGCACCGCGAUCAUCCCAACUCACCGAAGAAGAAGAGGAAGCCGAGCGGAUUCGAAGGUCAGAGGCCAUGUUCCCAGGACUUGCAAAGAAAGCAGCCGCUCAAGCUGCGAAGGAUGCUGAGCGGUUGAAAAGGGAAAAACGGAGGCUGGAAAGUUUCGCAGAAGAAAACAAGAAGAAAAAGGCGGCCGCCUCCAUUUCAGCGCUGAAAAAGCGAAAGAGGGAAGCCUCAAAGAAAGUUCAAAUAGCCGACCUACUCAAUGAGGUCACUGAAACGGUCAUCUCAAGUAUACCGCAGCAGGCUGCUCAAGUCGAAGAGGAGGAAAAGAGGCACAAAGAGAAGGUGAUGAAGAAAAGGCUAGAAGAGGAUAAUAAAGACAGAAAUUACACUAGCAAUCAUGAUGCAGCCAUUUGCAGUUUUACAAAGACCAACACCAAGGUUUAUCCGACGAAAAUGGAGGUUGGUGACUCAGCCUACAAACAUGGUUGA